This is a messenger RNA of Spizellomyces punctatus DAOM BR117, 2077 nucleotides long. RefSeq lists its product as uncharacterized. NCBI's taxonomy places the organism in Eukaryota, Fungi, Chytridiomycota, Chytridiomycetes, Spizellomycetales, Spizellomycetaceae. The record is from RefSeq and is a predicted model, not a curated record. The transcript is spliced from 2 exons. Gene Ontology annotation, molecular function: protein binding. The coding region runs from base 485 to 1879 and encodes 464 amino acids.
AAUAGUAAUUAUUCAAAACGUUCUCUCCGUUCAGGUUUCACCUCCAAACCCUAAACAAAAGGGCGCUUUUUGUUCUUGUGGGAAUCUCCCAUUUCCUUUUGUUGCAUUGGCCAUUUCCACAUUUGUUCGUUCGUCGUCGUCGUGAAAGUUGCUUUUUUCGUUAUCAAUUCCCUUUUCCCGGGGCUAAGCCGCGUGUGAAGUUUUAUCCGCGAGAGACGUGCCGGCCAGGUGUGUAUCUCCUCCUUCUUUUCUCCCCUUCCUGCAUGUCUGACAGCCCGACGACGGCUGCAUGAGAGACGGGCUGUGUCCUCUUUCUUUUUUUCAUCUCAUUGACCAGCCAUCCGCUUUCCCUUCAUUUCCCUUUAGCGGGCGGCAGUGCCACUCCUUGUCCUGUGGCGUUAGAUCGCUAAAACCUACACAGACAACCAUUACACUCUUACUGUCUUCAUCUCAGUGACGGCUCCUUUCGGGACCAGAACUGAACAUGGGAGCAGGCAUCAGUAAAGAGCAUGCCGGCCUUCCGGUGGCGUAUGCUCUGAUUGAUUCUGGAGAAUCAUCGGCUUCGAACCGAGAAUCCCGGCCACACCGUGGCCAAGAAAUAGCGCCAUCACUGGCAGUUAUAGAUAGAGAGGAUGAGCGACGAAGACCUUGGGGCAAUCGAUCAGAGCGUGGUGAGCGACAGGGACUGGGAGGACUUUUUGCAAGAGCAAAGGACGGACGUUUGCCAUCCUCAUUUUCCCUGAAUGACCUUGAUAUACUAUUGAAUGAAUCCUCCGACGAGGUCACCGAUGGCUUGACCGAUGUCUAUCGCCUCGACAGAGCUGCAGAAGAGAGCCUCAGGCGAAAUAAUAUGAAAGCCAUCAAAUUUGGUCAAUUAACGUCCGUCAGCACAAUCGGGUUGUGCUCCCAAGCCUUGGUCCGGCUGUCCCCCAAUAUUGGUCUUCUCUCAACAACAACUACACUCCACCUGUGCUGUAAUGAUCUAACCGAAAUACCCCCCGAAAUUGGUCACAUGAAGAAUCUUGUGCAUCUAUCCGUCGCAUCAAAUCGCCUCACAUCGCUACCAGACACUAUUGGCUUUCUCACAAAGCUGAUAGAACUCAAGGCGUCUGACAAUUUACUUGAAACCAUCCCCUCGUCAAUAGGCAGUUUAAAGAAGCUUGCGUCCCUCCAUCUCGAAAACAAUUGUAUCACAUCACUGCCCCCGGAGUUAGGGCAAGUCAAAACUCUCACAACCUUGGAGUUGUCAAAGAAUCCACUCACGGUAAUUCCCGCUGAGCUUAACCGCCUAAAGUUCCUCCGCACGCUUGCAUUGAAAGAGUGUCCCUUGCGGACAAAGUUUGAAGUGGAGAAAGUGAACUCUCCCCCAACUCUCAAGGAAUUGGCCGCCCGCGUUAUCGUACGCCAGCAGCUACCAAUCCUUGAGGUGACACACGACGAAUUGAAAGCGUACCUAGCAUCGGCGCAUAAAUGUACUUUCUGCGGUGGACCUUACUUUGAAAGUGUCUGUUUACGUGGCAGAAUCGUGGAGCGGAAUGACGUUAAAGUGCCCUUGGAAUACAGGCUCUGUUGCCCGCAUUGGAAUUCUGAUGAAGAACGGCUAUCUCUCCUAUUCUGUCCCCUCCCAGAGACUGCGCCAAGCCCCAUCCCCUCUGCGCCCGGAUCUCCUCUUCCUUCCCCUCCCGGCUCUCCAGCUUCCGUCCGGCGACGAAAACCAACAAUGACGCGAUCAGGAUCCUGUACACUACCUUUGAGUUCCCUCACCAAAAACCCUAGCCUUCCGUCGCUUCCAACCGUGGUGGAGUCCAGGGGAUUGAAGUCGGCAUUGCUAAGGAGAAGCGGACUGAGGAAUAGUCGAUCACUUAGUUUCACAUCGUAGGGACAAUUGUCGAACAUAGAGAUGGGCUGUGAAUGUAGGAUGUAGUUGGGUCUUUUACCCGUACGAUUUAUAAUGGGUUGAGACUGUAGAUUAGGUGUUGUUCAUAUAUAGGUAUUGAUCUGUUUAUGUGUUUUUGCCAAGUUUGUCCAUUUACGAAUAAUCAUCAUGACGAGUAAUUUGAUUAUCUUCAGAGUCCAG